Molecule: messenger RNA, 826 nt
Organism: Tachyglossus aculeatus (Australian echidna)
Lineage: Eukaryota; Metazoa; Chordata; Mammalia; Monotremata; Tachyglossidae
Gene: CD48
Product: CD48 molecule
Exons: 4
Coding region: 1-720 (239 amino acids)
Source: RefSeq, a predicted model, not a curated record
AUGUUCCACAGGGGGCUGUUAUGGUCGUCGUCGCUGCUGCUUCUGACCUGGAGCAUCUCAGGAGGUUUAUCGACUUCGGACGUGGUGGGACUAGUCAAUGGAUCGGUGCUCCUGGAAUCCCCUGAGGAACUCCCCGAACAAUACCAAGAUAUUGUCUGGGACUUCAACAGCACCUGGGAAAUCCUAGAGUGGAAAAAUAAUGGGGGCGGGAAAGUGAAAAUCUUUCCGCACUUCAACAACCGGAUCAGGUUCUCCCAGAGCAAUGGCUCCUUGUGGCUGACCGGUCUACAGAAGGAAGACAGCGGACAGUACGGUCUCAAGGUGACACACAUGAACAAUGUUCAGAACCGCUGGAUGCUCAAGCUGAGGGUGUAUGACAAAGUGAGUAAUGUCACCGUGGAGGUCAUCAACCGGACCAGGAUGGAUGGGAAGUGCCAUUUCGUUCUGGAAUGCCAGACCGGAACUCCGGGACCACUCAACUUCUAUUGGCGAUUCAACAGCUCCUUUUUUCUGGGCAACUGGAUCCUCAACGGCACAAAGGAGCCCCAGGGACGGACUGUCUGCUACACCUGCCGGGCCGAAAACCCCGGCAGCUCGGCCGAGAACAAGACCUGCUUUCCAGAUUCCUGCAUUCCAGGUUCUACCUCUGAAGUCGGUUGCUCCUCAUGGCUGGUCAUGCUGAUUCCCACAGUCCUCGGCCUCCUCUUCUCUCACCACUAGCUGCCAUCAACGCCGGGUUGAAGUCCCACUUACCGGAGAGUGGCGGAGAAACAAGGGGGCUCAGAGACGCUUGGAAGAGUGGAGUACGGCAAUAAACAGACAUUUA